Anastrepha ludens (Mexican fruit fly) is the source of this 2104-nucleotide messenger RNA. RefSeq lists its product as uncharacterized. Gene Ontology annotation, molecular function: protein binding. NCBI's taxonomy places the organism in Eukaryota, Metazoa, Arthropoda, Insecta, Diptera, Tephritidae. The transcript has 5 exons. The record is from RefSeq and is a predicted model, not a curated record. Bases 608 to 2089 code for a protein of 493 amino acids.
CGCGGCGCGCGUAAAGGUGACAAACCACAGCCGGGUGAAUGUAAUUGCGAAGCGAAACACAAACAUACACACAAGCACAAUUUGUGGACACAAGAAUACAUCAGCACAUAGCACAAGCAUAGGAAAUAUUUGAAUUAUUUACAAGUAUUUGCACUUAAUGGCGCAGACAGUGAGUUACUUGAAACGAAUAUGGGAAUAAUGUUCGAGAAUAUGCUUAUCUUGAUUUUUUAAUAUUUAUUUUGAUGAAACGCUUUUAUCGACGGAAUUUGAAUCAGUAACAAUAAAUUAAAUAAUUAACGAAUUUCGAAAUACGUGAACAAGUGAAAGUGUAAAUUUGCAUGACAUUGCAAAACAGAGAGUGAAUUUACGAAUAAAAGAGUAUUUAAACAAAAAUAGAGCUUUAAUCCAAGGUAAACUGAAAUAAAUAAACGGUAGGAAACGCGUCUGCGACAGCGACAGCUCAAGUAGCUCUGCAGUAAUCAUCGAUAAUAGAAGUUAAUCAUAAAGUAAAUACAUAGUUAGCGGUACAUUGUGCAUAUUAGGCACCCAUACAUACAUACAUAGCUACCUAUGUAGGUGCAUUGUAGUACAUGUCAUCGCCACUGCAAUGAGAAGUGUUGUAAAAUUUGCCCGUUUAUUAUUAUUACCAUGGCUAUUAUUUAUAGCCAGCAAUUCGACCGCCAACAUUGUCGCGGCAAACGGAACGCCAGUUAGUCGACCGCAGCAGCAGGAAGUGUUAUUUGCACCACAACAGCAACAGCAACAACAACAACAAACACAGCAAGAGUGGUAUCUUCAACAACUGCGACUCCAACAAUAUCAGCAACAACAACAAUUACAAGAACCUCAGUUUAAUCCAACAUUACCCGCCAUUCCGCUAUCAGCACCCACAGCUGCUGUCCCCGCCGCUCAGCUGUUACCUGAGCCGGCAAAAGCAGCUACAGAGGAUUUUACAACAUCAACGCUACCAAAUGGAGUAGGUUUUUCUAACGAAACCCUGGGCUAUACAGAAAACACUUCGAAUGAAGAUGAUGAGAAGCAGCCCAGUGAAAUUCAGAAAGCUGUCUGUACGGUGACCGCCGGUGAGGUACGCGCAAGCGCAGAAGCUGUCACUACGAAGAAGCUUAAAGGGGUAUGUGGAUCAGCUGAGUUAAAGUUAGCCUUUAGCGAUUUGGAAGCUAAACUCUACAAAGAAUUGCAAGACAUAAAAACCCUUUUGCAAUACAUAGCGAAGCAGCAAGGCAUAAAUGUGCCACAAAUGUUGACUCCGAUGAUUUUCACAACAACGCCGCCCGCAACGCCACAUCCGCAAAUGCAGACUAACACACCGUCAACCACAUACGCCGCGACACGAACACCAACAAAAAAACCACCAACACCUCCAUCACAGCAACAUAAACCUUUGCUUAGCGUCAAACCCACAACAGCAUCCAAACCGAAAUUCCAACCGAUUAUUGAACACAGAGGAAAUGCAGUGGACACAUCAGCUGAAGUCAGUUAUGAAUACGAGGAAUCUUCGGCGGGUGUGGAAGCCGAAGAGUCGUUGCCCAAAAAGGCGCCACAACUUAAGUCAUUUCACUCAAAGAGUCAAAUGCCGUCAUCGUCCAAUGAACUGUUACAAGAAGUGAGGAAAUUCAAUAACACUAUGCUGAGUGAUCGAGAGAUGAAGGUAUUCACUUACUACUGGAAAUUGGAAAAUUUCACCGAACGUAUUGAGAGUGGUAGUAGUUCGAUAGUGGAGAGUCCAAUAUUUUCAAUAAAAGGGAAACCUUUGAACUUGAAAGCAUAUUUUCAACAUUUACAUCGAGAUUUUCUGUAUCUACAAUUGGCGGCGGCUAGCAAAAAAAGUAGCAACCGAAAUAAUAUCAUCAUCGAUAUGGGCGGAUUAUUCAAAGAAAUUUCCAAUGAGAAAGUCAGCUAUAAGCAUAAAAUAACUGUACUGAAUCAGCACAAUCAGCGCUCGAAGGAUUUAAUAUCACAAGAAUUUCAUAAUCUCGAUACGGGCUUUCUUAUACCAAACAGUGCGUUGCUCAGCAGUCCAUUCAUCAAAAACGAUUCAUUGUUAAUACAAAUUUUUCUUUAUUUAUAACUGAUUUUUUCCUGC